Messenger RNA from Maudiozyma saulgeensis, 1863 nucleotides. Lineage: Eukaryota; Fungi; Ascomycota; Saccharomycetes; Saccharomycetales; Saccharomycetaceae. The record is from the annotation of a GenBank genome assembly.
AUGACUAAGUAUAAUAAUUUCACGAUAAGUCCCCGAUCGUUUGUUCUGUGCAUGCUCACAUGUAUAGUUAGUGUGAGUUGUCUCCAAUUAAGAAAUGAUAAGAUUCUUACAAAUGUUGGAUCCAGUACUCGACAGUUUCCAACAGUAUUAGUAGGUAAAGAUAAUAAUAAUUAUUAUUUUAUCAAUGUAACAUUUGGUACACCUGGUCAAUUACAAGCUUUAGCAUUAGACACAGCAAAUCCUUAUAGUUGGGUGUUAUCAGGAGAGGACGACAGUCAAUGUGGUAAUCAUUCAAAUUGUGAUACUACGCUGUAUAUGAGAAACGAAUCAUCAUCUGCGAUAGAUAUUAACCCAGGUGAAAGAUAUAGUUUAGAUUUUAUUGAAGGUAUCGAAGUUAAUGGUACUGUCGUGAGUGAUGUAAUUACUUUUCCCAACAUUACUAUCUUAACAGACGAUGGAUCUAAGACAGCGGCUACAUUUACAAAAUUUAUUCACAAUACUACUACAAAUGUGACUUUUUCAAACAAUUAUUUGACAAUUUCUCAGCCUUAUUUUUUAAACGUUAAUGAAUCAAAUAAUUUAUAUUCUGGUGUUCUAGGACUUGGUGGAUUAAUUACAUAUCCAGGUAAUGCCAUUGAUUAUAGAAAUUUUGAUAAUGAUGAAUUUUAUUUUAUGAAAAGUUUAGUAGAUGCUAAUAUUAUUGAAAGUGCUAGUUAUUCACUUUGGUUAAAUAAUGAUCCAACAUCUGUUCAGACUUCGAUGUUAGGUAAUCUUGUAAACGAUAACAGUGGACAAUUGAUUUUCGGUGCGGUUGAUCCUUUAUUGUUUAAGAAUGAUCUUAUUCAAUUCGAUAUGAUUCCAUUUAUGGAUUCUGAUACAGGUGUAGCAAGUACAGGGUAUCCAAUUUUACCAAUGGGUCCAGUUUAUAUUACAAAUGUGGACAAAGAGAGUCUUAAUAUGACAUCAAAGGAUUAUUUGGAACCUGUAUUGAUUGAUUCAAGUUUUAUUGGUAGUUAUUUACCAGUGAAUACAAUUAUUCAAAUUGCUAUUCAAAUUGGUGCUACAUAUGUUGAAUCUGUCGAUAGAUGGUUAGUUAGAUGUGAUGUUGGUACAGUUGGUGCGCAUAUUGAUUUUACAUUUGAUGAUGUUACAAUAAAGGUUCCUUUACAACAUCUAUUAAGUACUACAUUUGAUUCAUCUGUUAAUGAAACUGUACAUUUUUCAGAUGGUCAAUCGGCAUGUUUCUUAAAACUUUAUGCCAAUAGUUAUAUCGGUUUUAAUGUGCUUGGAGAAUCUUUCUUAAGGAACGCUUAUUUAGUGGUAGAUUUAGAAGGUAGUACAGUGGCACUUGCAGAAGCUAAUACUCCUGAUGAUAUCUCUAGUAUUGUCAGUAGUAUUACUAGUAGUAAGCAAAGUAGCACUGUUAGUUCAAAAGGUGUAUCAACUAGUUCAAGUACCUCUGGAAUAAAUACUACGAUAGCUGCUAUUCAAUCUGGCUAUAUUCCAUUUGCUACACACAAGACAUAUAAUGGUUCCUCACUUACAUUAUAUCCAGCAAGUGUGAGCUCUUUAAGUUCAAAUAUUCCAGGUCAAUAUACGGCUACGAUUUUUUCUAAUGGUAUUGUAACGGCACCAGCAAGAUCCUUUUAUGAUACAUCUAGAACUUCAUCCACGACAAGAUCAUCAUCGACACAGUUCAAUAGUCUGUCGAUCAAUUUGUCCAGUGCAGCAUCGACAACGAUUAGUGCCGCAGCCAUUAAAGGUGUAGAGAUGCCAAUUGUGUGCUCUUAUGUACUGGACUUCUCUUCAUCGACUCUAAUGGCAACGCUAGUGGGCCUCAUAGCACUAAACAUGAUCAUUUAG